AUGCGACGAGGCCGUAAUAGAAUAUUUUUUCUAUUCAUUAUUUCAAUAAUAUGUUAUAUUAGUUGGAAUCUACUCAAUGGAACUUAUCAAAUUAGUCUAACGAAUAAUGAACCAGAAGAAGAACAAGCUUAUGUACAUGCAGUUAGUGCAGGAUUACCAUUAAUACAUAAUACAAAAUUAUGUUCUUCAAAUAAAAUUGAUCUUAUAUUUGUUAUUAUUUCCUUUGGUUCGCAUUUUCUUGAAAGACAAGCUAUUCGUGAAACAUGGGGUUCAAUGCCUUAUGUAUUUAAUGUACGUUCUCAAAUUCUUUUUGUUAUUGGAUAUCAAACUGGAAAUAAUAUUUAUAGUGAUUUAGUAAAUGAAGCACAACAUGAAAAAGAUAUACUUUAUUUAACUAUUGAUGAUAAAUUAAUGACAGUUAAAGAAUUACAUGCAUAUGAUUGGUUAGAUAAAUAUUGUUCAAAUGUAACAUAUAUAUUUAAAACAGACGAUGAUUUAUUUGUUAAUUCAAUUCUUUUACAUGAAAUUAUUAGAGAACUUAAAACAAAAUCAGAUGAAAUUGACGAACGAUAUUUAUAUAAUAUUUCAUUACAACCACUUUUUAAUGCUCAAUUGAAUUUAGAUGUACCUACAUUUCUUUUUGGUUGGGCAUAUGAAUCAAGUAAAGCAGAACGAAAUGCUACUAUGGGACAAUAUUAUGUUACUUAUGAAGAAUAUCCAAGGGAAACAUAUCCACGUCAUUGUUCUACUUUUGGUUAUUUAAUGAAUUCUAAAACAAGAAAAUUACUUGCUGAUGAAGGUCUUAAUGAUAAAAAACCAUUUCGUUUUGCGGAUAUUUAUAUAACUGGUGUUUUACCGGAAAAAUUUAAUUUUGCUUGUGAAAUUCUUCCAUUUGGAUAUCAUCAAAGUAAUAAUGCAGAUGAAUGUAUCACUAGAAUUAAACAAAAUAAUCUGAAAGAUGUAAAAGCAUCAAAACGUCCACUUCUUGUUUGUUCAACUGGUCGUCAUACAGGAAAAAAUACCUUUCCAGAUUAUUAUAGAAUUUGGGCAGUCUUAAAAUAUAUUUAUGGUGAUAGAUUAAGUGGUAAACGUAGUAAAUCAUAA
Messenger RNA from Adineta steineri, 1104 nucleotides. The record is from the annotation of a GenBank genome assembly. Lineage: Eukaryota; Metazoa; Rotifera; Eurotatoria; Adinetida; Adinetidae.